AUGAAGGGCCCGACCUGGCAGAUGUCGCUGCUGGCGUCGCAGCAGCAGCAGCAGCAGCAGCAGCAGCAGCAGCAGCAGCAGCAGCAGCAGCAGCAGCAGCAGCAGCAGCAGCAGCAGCAGCAGCAGCAGCAGCAGCAGCAGCAGCAGCAGCAGCAGCAGCAGCAGCAAGACACCAGCCUGGCGAGCGCGGUCUUCUCCGCCGCCACCAGCCGCGUCGACAUGAGCGGCGUCUGGACGCGCACUGAGUAG
Molecule: messenger RNA, 249 nt
Organism: Monoraphidium neglectum
Lineage: Eukaryota; Viridiplantae; Chlorophyta; Chlorophyceae; Sphaeropleales; Selenastraceae
Exons: 3
Coding region: 1-249 (82 amino acids)
Source: RefSeq, a predicted model, not a curated record